Molecule: messenger RNA, 1975 nt
Organism: Suncus etruscus (white-toothed pygmy shrew)
Lineage: Eukaryota; Metazoa; Chordata; Mammalia; Eulipotyphla; Soricidae
Product: F-actin-monooxygenase MICAL2-like
Exons: 6
Coding region: 1-1890 (629 amino acids)
Source: RefSeq, a predicted model, not a curated record
AUGGACCUCCUGGAGAAGCUUCUGGAGGAUCAGCCGACCUCCCCCAAGAAGCCCAAGAGCAUCGCUGAGCCUGAUCUUAGGGAUAAGGAAGGUGAGGUCACCUCUCCAACCUCCUCUGAGUGGACUUCAGUGAGGAUCAAUCCUAGGGAGGACAUGGCUGAGAAGGAUGUGCUAGCUGUGUGUGUCCUGGUCACCAGUGAUGACAGCAGCUCUGACUCCGAGUCUCAUGGUGGCAGCCGGGCCUCCAGUGUUAAAGCCUAUGAGAAGGAAGACCAGCAGCUGGACCCUCCAGCCCCAUCGGACACCCUCUCCCGGCACAGCUCCCUGAGGGAGGCCCCCAGUGGAUUUUUGUCUCCUCAGGACCAUCAGGAGUCCAAAGCUAUGCAUGAUCUGAAGCCAGAGAACAGUAGAGUUGCGCUGCUUCCACCUCCAAGGGAUACAUCUCCUUUCCUUUCUCCUUCCUCAUCGUCUCCUUCUCCUUCCCCACCACCUUCGUCAGACAGUAGUAUCUCAGAGAAUGUUUCAGAAGCUUCCUCUCCACCCCAGGUGACAGCUUACAACCCACCCUUGCAAAUCUCAAGGGGUCACUUCAGUCCUUCCAAUCAAAACUCCAGGAAACAAGUCAGAGCUCACGAAGCACCCACAGAAAUGCCCGUCUACCUGCCCCACCACGCAGGGCUGGAGCAGGAGGAUCCUUACCUGCGGAGGUUGGGCCAGACAAGCUUCAGGAACUUCCAACCACCCAUACCUGAUGGGCGUCAGGAGGCAGGUGCUGGAGGCCAUCAUGGAGCCCAACAGCCCACGAGAGUGGAGGACAGUCGUUGGCUUAAGCUUCCUCCCCGUGCUAGAGAGAAACAAGAGCUAGGAGUGUGGAGCACAGAGGGCAGAGUAGGAGAGGAGAGUGGGCCAGAGCCUGCAACGGGGAAGAAAACAGGUCUAAAGAAGUUAUUGCUCACUGAGGAGCAGAAGAGCAGUUUACUGAAUUGGAAUGAUGCCAUCCCUGAGAGUGUGAACCCAGGGCCCAUGGCUGGGCAGUCCAAGAAAGAACGUGAGAACUGGGAGAGAGGGCAGGUGCUGAAGCCAGAGUGCCCCUUGCUUUCUCCUAUCCCAAGAAAACCUCAGUCAGGUCCCCGAGAUGACUGCGAAAAGAGCCUAGCAGAACAGAAUGUACCAGCGGAGCGCACUGUGACCCCACCCAAGUCCCCACUGCAAUUCUUCGCCAAUGCUUUCCGCAACUUCUUCCCUAGCUCUGACAGUGUGAAGAAGGCUGGGGCCAAACCAGAAGCCCGGCCUGUUGCUGCUAGCCAACCCCACAUGUGUGCACGCUCGCUCAGUUUCCGGGCCACCAGCUCCACUAAAGAAUGGAACAAGCAGUCCCCAGACAGGGCCUCCUCCCUCUACUCCUGGGGCACCCCAACUACCAGGACUGCCCAACCUACGUACCCCAACCCUAUGGAUUCUUCUUUCCUUACCCGAAGUUUGCCCAACCGAGCUUCUUUUGGAGGGCGACCCCAGUGUAGCAGACUGGAAGACGUGCCCACCUCCCUUCUGGAAAGAGUGACUUUGCAAGAGACCUUUCCAGAUAAGAAGAGAAACUUCUUCUCCUCCCUUAAACACAAAGACAGGCCUUCGGAGUAUAUUUUCCCAGAACCCAGGCAAAGGAAGGAACUCGGGGAGAUCUUAUUAAGCAGCGCCUUUGGGAAUGCCCUGUCCCCUGCCCGUUCCCAGCCCCAGGAGAAGCUGGUCCAGCCCCUCCGUAGCACCCGCCUAGGCUGCAGGAUCCACCCAGAGGGCAAUGCAAGAGCUGGAACAAUAGUACGACAAGUAAGGCACUUGCCUUGCAUGUUGCUGAUCCCAGUUCAAUCACCUGCAUCCCAUAUGGUCCCCUGAGCAUCACUAGGAGUGAUUUCCUGAGUGCAGAGCCAAGAAUAACCCCUGAGCAUUGCCAGGUGUUUCCCUUACCUUCACCGAAAUG